AUGUUUGGCGUUGACCAGCACACUAAGGACGAUGUACACGGUCUUUUGGAAUACCUAACACAGAAUCUUCCAGUCAUGAACAAGCAUGGUCCCAUGAGUGGUAAAUGUAUUUCAGAAACUGAUCAGAUGGAAAAUUUUCUUAAGAGAAAUUUUGGUUUUCGUAAUAUUGAUGGCCAAUAUAUCGUAUCUGGUGUACGAGCGUUUGACUUAUCGAAACCUAUUUCACGGUUAGAUCCCAAUAGAAGAAUCUAUUUUCCUCAUGAUCAGUAUCACAGUCCAUUUAUCAUGACUGUAGCCGAAAUUCUAAAGUGGCAAAAAUCUUAUGUUGUGUAUGCUGAUCGAAAUGUUCGAGGAAUGGAUCAAGAAUUUCUUCAUCAUGCUCUUCAGGGAAUAAGUGAAAAUGGCAGUGAAGCUUUUCGUAUGAAGUUCGUCGUUCGCAUUUCUGAUUGCCCCAUCCUGAUGAAAUUCGAUGCAAAGAUAUUAACGCGUUCCCUUGAUGACGACUGGCCAAACCGGAUUAAACUAGUUUCGGUGACAGGUAUUGACUUUGCCGGACGAGAACACGACGUCGAUGAUAUUACAACUUAUAUCAGAAAUUGGCAGCAAGUUUUCGAACUCGAUCUGAGAACAGGCAGGCCAAAAGUGUUCCAUGGAAGAGACUUUUAUCCAGUACGGUAUCAUCCAGAGGUUCAACUAGAGGAAAACCGCGUGUUUAAUGAUCUUAUGAGAAUGGCAACAAUACGAUUAUAUGCAUGUGACAUGGAAGGGGUACAAAUCGUUGUGGAGACAGGUAUUGGCCUUGGUGUAUUCGCUGGGAAGCAUCUUGGAAUCGAUGGUCGAAUUCGAAAACUAUCUGCCAUUGCCAUUCGAGAAGUACUUCAAAAGAAUGGAGCCGCGUACCGAAAGAUUCGCGCUGUUGUCUUCGCUCUACCUAAUUUUGCAAAAGAACGGGAUGGUCGUCAACUUCCAGGUAUAUAUGAUGAUUUUGUUCAUGAAUUUACUAAGAGUAACUAUUCUGGACCUAUACCUGUCCUUAUCGCUGAUCAUGAUAUGCAUGAAUUGACUGUAGCCAUCGCUCUUCAAGGAUUUCGUGUUUCACAACUCAACCCGGCAGAUUCACAUGGCGUGUUUGGUGAAUAUUGGCAAAAUCAUGGGCCAGCAGUCGAAGAGAAACUCGCUUUAACCACGCUUGGUCUACUGGUUCAACACCAUCUCAUCAAUGAUAAUGUUCUCGAUCGAAGUAGAUAUAAGAUAAUAUAA
Messenger RNA from Rotaria sp. Silwood2, 1260 nucleotides. The record is from the annotation of a GenBank genome assembly. Lineage: Eukaryota; Metazoa; Rotifera; Eurotatoria; Philodinida; Philodinidae.